AUGGAACCUCUCCAACUAGGCAACAUCCCGCUGUUGUCGUAUGAAGCCCCCUCGCUUCCAGGAGAAACCGAUCUCGAUAUCAACCAGAGAGCAAACGGCCCAUCCGACGCUGCCAAUACGUUGCACACAACGAAAACCUUUGCGGCACAGGGUACUAGCCAGUUUGCGCUACCAGAGAAUUCCGUGCGCUCAUUCUAUCCCGCCCAAGGCGAGGCCGUCGAAAAUCGCGUCCUGCCGCACGUUGUCCUAAACGAUCCCCUCAUCCCAUGGGAGCGAGACGCGAACAAUGAUCAAACGCUCACGGGGAUCCUGGGAUCCGACGCACGAGUCCCAUGGUUAGCUCUGCUCGUCUUUACGGCGGAUGAGCUACAAGAUGUGCCCACCCUCAACUCGCCUACUGAGUUGUCUCCUACCCGAGCGGCAACGCUCACCCAACAGCAGCUGUUUGAAUCCCAUACCGGGGACACCAGGCUCAGGGUCCCGUUUAGCCGCUCGGAUCUAGAAAAAGAUGAGAAUGUCAAUGUUAUCUUUGUAAAGGCUAGUGCCUUUAAUGCGUAUUUCUCCGAGCAGGUGCCGGGAGAGAAAACGCCAGCGAUAGGAAGAUACUCCUUGCUAUCCCACGUUCGACGCUCGGCACAAGGAGAAGGACCAGAGGCAGACUCUUGCGGUGUCGUAAUCGGCCAUCGCCAUGGUCCGGCAGACACUACGAACCCGACGUUGGCGGUUGCUCACCUAGUCUCGUUGAUCGGGGUUCAAUCUGAUCACAUGGCCUUCCCCGCUCAAGCCGACGAUGUGAGUGUGUUGGUCUCACUGCACUCGUGGUCAUUCCAAUGGACACCUUCGGAAAAGGUUGAACUUGUACAGCAUCUAAAGAACUUGAUAAACAACAUUCGACCGCUGGCACGCUCGGAGGCGGCCCUGGGGAACCCCCAAACAAAGCCUAUCGAUUCGCCUCGAGCAGCUUGGAUGAAGACCUUGUUCGCCAAUGGAUACACCACCGUAAACCAUCGUUUGGUGACCGGAGAGCUAACAGCGGCGAUGUACCGCGGGCCUUUGAUUCCAAACCGACCGCGGAGGACGGAAGCAUCUGCGAUCGAACCACAAUCUCGUGAAGUAAACCUUCAACGGUUCGACGCGAAGUCGGAUCUCAUGGACAUUUCGUACCAGGUGGCAUGGAAUGUCGGCCGCGAACUUGCCCUAGAGAAUUCGACGUUCGUGGUAGAAAUUUCUCGCCUCCGUCGUGACAUUCUCACUUGGCUGGAUCCGGCCUGGAAGCCACUUGCACUACCUGCAACUCAGGCUGACGAUGCAACUAAACCCGACUGGUUGAGUGAUCUUUCGAGGGCAGUCAAGGAAACACAAAAUCCUCUCUCUUCCUCCCGCCCAGAAACAAGCCCAGCAGUGCGUUCGCGAUGGAGGGUGUCUACUGGAACAGCUGUCGAAGGGGAAACCAAGACGGCGAUACCCUCAACAAACCUGACGAGAGGACAACAAUGGCUCGACUCCAUGGUUACAUCGUUGGCUCAGAAGACUAUCAACCCGAACUCAAGUACGCAUGAAGAACCUUUGGCCAAAGUCAUCGAGUUCGUCACAGAAAACCUACUGUCCCUCAAGGGAGUUCCCCUAGCCCACCUCUUUCCGGAACCAAAUCUUCUCUUAGAUGACGCCAUCUUGAUAUUUAGUGUUGACCCAGAUUGGAUUGUUGCACUCGUUGACGGGGCACUCAGUAUCGGAAACACGCAAGACUCCGACAACACCGCUAAACUCGAAAUGCGACGCGCCAUCAACACCUUUCUCACGGCACGCAGGGCAGCGGCCGGCAAUGGCGGAGGAUCCGGUGCGGCGACAUGGGGAAUCUGUGUUUGCGGAAAGCUCCCCAGCAUGUUCCCCGAGCUCAGGGUUCGCGCGAGCAACAUUCUACUUACGAAGAGGAUACACGAUAGUUGUUUACUCGUGAUUUUCGACUCGUACCCGGAGGAUCUCGCCAAUGGCAUCUCUCUGAUUCCGUCUCCCAAUCAACAGCGGUUCGUGGCCGCUACCUUGUUGACUGAAUCAACAAUCUCCAUCAACAUGGCUCCCAUGCCAACAAGAGAAUCUAUUCCCGACACUGACAAGAAUCCUCCAUUGGUCAUGACGGAUGAGACAUCGCCAACGAUAUACUCGUUUCAGACGCGAUGCCUUCACAUGUGGAAUAUCAGGAACAACUAUACCACCUAUGCAACCAAGCAUCUUCCGGACGAUAGCUUCAGUAGCAAGGGAUCAGCGGCUUCCCUGGCACUAGCCUUUAGCGACAAACUCCUCCAGCUUGACUUGAAGUUGACUGAUACGCUUGUUGAUGCGAGCAAGGCACCUAAUCCCACUUUCCAGCUCUGUGAAGUGUCACGGUUGACAGAAAUACCUAUCCAGGAUGGGACUCGGCCUUGA
Molecule: messenger RNA, 2424 nt
Organism: Ilyonectria robusta
Lineage: Eukaryota; Fungi; Ascomycota; Sordariomycetes; Hypocreales; Nectriaceae
Exons: 1
Coding region: 1-2424 (807 amino acids)
Source: RefSeq, a predicted model, not a curated record